CACCUCAGUUCCGUUCCAUAUCAUCAGCCCAAGUUUUGCUUAAUAAAAAAAAAGCCCAAGUGCCCAACUGCCCCAUCGUCCCGACUACGGAACCCCCACCGUCCUGGAGUCCUGGACGCUUGCUUGCCUCUGCCGCCGCCACCACCACCCUGCCUCGCCUCUUCCCUGGCCCCCACCACCCUUCAUUCACUUCGUAAGCCAUCUCUGUGCCACGUCUGAAAUCAGAACGGUUCUGCUAUUUUAGUGGUCGGUGUCUCUUCGUCACAUGCACCUAAAAAUUUUCUUCCCGAUUCCAUUAUAUUAUUGUUUUUUUCUUGUGCGCUUGCGAUCUUUGAAGAAGAUGCGUAUGUGAGAUUGAUAUUGCAUCAAAAGGUGAUGAACUAUCAUUUGUUAUAGCUAUUAUAGACAGUUUAAUUAAAUGUUGGUUUGCUUCAACUCUAUGCCCGUAAGUUUGUUUCUAUGCUUACUUGCCUGUCUCCUUGUUUUCUUCGUCAUCUGAUCAUGCCUUCCGUUUUCUGCAGGAUGGCGCAAGUCCAAGGCUCACCGCCAUGGCCUGACCUCCCUCCAAAGCUCCUCGGUCUGGUGUUCCUUCGCUUGCCUACCUGUGCUGAUCGGGCCUUCUUUCCUGCCAUUUGCCGCACGUGGUGCUCCGCGGUGCAGCAGUGCUGCCUGCCCUCGCCGUCACCAGUGCCAUGGCUCGUGCUGCUAGGCGUCAACGUAAUCAGCUUCCCUCACGGUGAAACCUUCUAGUUGCCGGAGGGUGUGCGGUACCACAACUCUUGUGGUGAGUGGCUUCUCUUGUCCUGCGAUGACCACAAUUGCUUCUUGAUGAACCCAUUCACCAAGGCCACCAUGCCGCUUCCCAGCCUGUCUUCAUAUAGCUACUACGAAGACCCUGUGGAAGUCGCCGAAGAUUGUAUGGCUCAACAGGGUGACAUGCCACUAGGCACGUGGUCGCAAAACAAGUAUGUAGAAGAGAUAUCCGUAUUAUCACUAGUUGUGUGCUCCGCACGCCUCAUUGCUGCUAUAGUCGCUGUUGGGGCUCUCGGUACAAUUGCACUAUGCCACUCUGGGGCUACUGCAUGGUCAGUGAGCGCACAUGAGGAGUGCAGGUGGCUGACACACAUGGUCUUCUUCCAAGGGAAACUCUAUGCUCUUGACAGCAACACUGACCGUGAGGAUCUUAUUUCCAUUGACAUUGUGGACGAGCAUGACAACGAUGAGCCAAGGGUGUCUAGAAUUGAGCGCCUCAUCGAGGGAGACUCCCGACCAUGGCACCAAUAUUUCUACCGCAUGCACUACCUCCUUGAAUCUCAUGACAGACUGCUAAUGGUCCGCAGAAAACUUUCCUACAUGAUAGUGCACAGAUCUGGAAUAGGAGAUCACGAUAUUAGAGUGCCUGUUAGCAGCGAGUUUGAAGUGUUCAAGGCUGACUUUGAGCUGGGCUUGUGGUCUGAUGUGAGUACUUUGGGGAAUGACCAAGCAUUGUUCCUUCGGCAAGGAUGCUCGAGAGCUGUUCGUGUGUCUCCAUAUGAUCUUUCACGUGACUGUCUCUUCUUCAUAGAUGAUUACACCGACUGGUCUUGGAAGAAAACAACUACAUCUUGUGGAGUGUAUGACAUGAAAGAUGAGAAGGUCUAUUCGCCCUUGCCUACGGUAAGACAAAUGAGUUGCAAGCAGCAGGGAAGCAUCUUCGGGAAUUUGUGGAUGUUGAAAAGGAGGAUCCUCUUACGCUUCCAUGUGGAGGAACUUGUGUUGCUGGUGCUUCUACUGCUUUGCAGAAGUGCUAGAAAGGGUAAAAGAAAUCUUCAUGCAGUGAUGUGUUCCUACAGGAAAAAGAGUUACAAUGGAAGCCAGAUGUGCUUGGAUAUCAGUAGCUCGGAGCUGCAUGAAAACAAUGCUUGGACUGUUGGUACCUGAUACUUUUUUUUAUGUCCACAUUGUCGCUCCAAACACCCCGAUGUAAUGAAAGAUGGUCUCUACGUUUGGCAUGAGUGACUGACGGAGAAGUUUGAGGAGGAUCCUUUGGUAAUAUGAUCAAUGAUUCGUUAUGUAAAGCUUAUAAUCACCGUGGUUGUGUUUCUAUUUCAUAAUCCUGGUGACCUUGUUCUGGUAUGGGGUUGUGCGCUUAGAGCUCCGUGUUUAGUUUUAUGUAGGAUAACCAUAUGUUGUUGGUAUGGAUGCUCAAGAAGUCCAGUCAGAAGUGAUCCUGAACAAAGUACAGAAACAAGUAAAGAAAGGUGAGGAAUGUCGUUA
This is a messenger RNA of Setaria italica (foxtail millet), 2256 nucleotides long. RefSeq lists its product as uncharacterized. The coding region runs from base 829 to 1920 and encodes 363 amino acids. Lineage: Eukaryota; Viridiplantae; Streptophyta; Magnoliopsida; Poales; Poaceae. The record is from RefSeq and is a predicted model, not a curated record. The transcript is spliced from 2 exons.